CGCGAGUCAACAGUCCGCCAUCUUGUGUUCAGUACAAAAUCGGUCACGACGGCAACCGCACGCCGCUUUAGUUGCGCCACAACAUGCUAGAAAUCAACCCCGAAAAGUUGAUAAAGGCGAUUAAAUCUCGCCCCUCAAUGUACGAUAAGAGUGAUAGCAUGUACUACAGCCAUCGGAAACAUAAGGAGCGAUUGUGGCGCGAAAUAUGCAUCGAAGUUCAUCCUAACUGGGAGAGUCUCAAGCCCGUCGAAAAGAUCGAAUGCGUUCGAGACAUGCAAAAGCGGUGGAAAAGCCUGCGGACGUGUUUCACGAGGGAACUAGCGUUGCAAAGAAAGGAAAGGUUCAAGGAAGAAAACUCUAUACCGACCAAGAGACGGAAGAAGUAUAGCUAUUUCGAUGCCAUGAGUUUCCUACUGGGCGACAAUCCUGAACAGUUCGAAUUGCGAGAGGAUGAAGAUUCGAGCGACCCUCUCGACGAGAAAUUCGAAGGAGACAUAGAGUAUAGCUUCAACGAUGGACACACAGAAACAAUGAACAUAGCAAAUAUCGUUCCAGAAACGUAUGAAAUGCCAGUUUAUGAAAAGAACGAAGAGUUUGAAACGAAAGUGCUCAAUGCUAUAAAGGAGAUAAAGAAAAGCGAAGAGAAUGAUGACGACAAACAGUUCAUGAUGUCAUUGGUUCCAAUGUUCAGGAAGUUCACUGAUAAACAAAAGAUAGAAGCUAAGAUAGAAUUGUUGAAAGUUAUACAGAGGAUAGGGUUUGAAUAGUUGAUUAAAUAACAAGAUUCAGUUGAUAGUUUAAGUAUUUUUCUAUGCAUGAUAAAUAACAAUUCAAAUAGUUUUUAAGAUUUCUUUUAUGUAUUGAUAUGAUUGUAGGUGAAUGUAGAAAUCCAAAUUGCGGAAAUGUACCGGACAUAUCGAUGCAUUUCUAAUGUGACUUCUUUUCUUCUUUUAAUGUGACAACAUUAUUGUUUAUAGUUUAAUUUGUAUGUUAUGUAAACAAGGGACCUUGUAUUUGAAAUUGAGUAUUAGAUUAAUUUCACUGCUAUCACAUAUCUUAUGUUUGUGUAAAUCUUUCAAAAUUUUAUGUAUAGAAGGGGUUUAUUGAAACAAACAAAAAAUAUUCCUACGAUCUGUUCUAAAAGUUUAUUUGACAGAUUAUAACUGCCACAGAUAUUCGAACCUAUGUCACAGAAUACAUAAUAGUAGCUAACUAUGUCUAAUUAUUAUUAUCAUGUAGUUCAUAGAGAAUUAGCUCCUAAGAUUUCUAGAAAUCUAGACAUUGAGAUGUCAUAGUGAUAGAUAUUGCACUAUCUAAUGUCAUGCAGAUGUGUGUGAUAAGAUUGUAAUACUGUGUGAUAAGUUAUUUUCCGUUUUAUUAUAACGUUUGCGUACUUGUAAGAAGCAAUAAAUGAUAUGAGAUA
Colias croceus (clouded yellow) is the source of this 1423-nucleotide messenger RNA. RefSeq lists its product as uncharacterized. Bases 84 to 767 code for a protein of 227 amino acids. Lineage: Eukaryota; Metazoa; Arthropoda; Insecta; Lepidoptera; Pieridae. Gene Ontology annotation, cellular component: transcription regulator complex; nucleus. The record is from RefSeq and is a predicted model, not a curated record. Gene Ontology annotation, molecular function: DNA binding. The transcript is spliced from 2 exons. Gene Ontology annotation, biological process: regulation of transcription by RNA polymerase II.